Penicillium griseofulvum is the source of this 1500-nucleotide messenger RNA. Its product is annotated as Aldehyde dehydrogenase NAD(P)-dependent. The record is from RefSeq and is a predicted model, not a curated record. The transcript has 5 exons. Gene Ontology annotation, biological process: aldehyde metabolic process. Gene Ontology annotation, molecular function: aldehyde dehydrogenase (NAD+) activity. Lineage: Eukaryota; Fungi; Ascomycota; Eurotiomycetes; Eurotiales; Aspergillaceae. Bases 1 to 1500 code for a protein of 499 amino acids. Gene Ontology annotation, cellular component: cytoplasm.
AUGAUGGACAACCAAAUUCCAGAUCUUCAAUCCACUUCACUCGAAACAAUCCCCUCACGUAUCUCUACCACCCGCAAAUCAUUCCUGGAGCACAAGACCCGCAACAUUGAGUUUCGUCUCAUUCAGCUCCGCAAGCUUUACUGGGCCAUAAAAGAUCAUGAAAUUGAAAUAAUCCAGGCCUGCGCUAAGGACUUGAACAAGCCGCGCUUCGAGACUGAGUUCGCCGAAAUUGACUGGCUGCUGAACGACAUCGUCUUCACUACCCGCAAUCUACAUGAGUGGGCCAGAGAUGAGAAAGCCCCUGAUAUCGAUCUUCAGUUCAAGUUGAUGAGGCCCAAGAUUCGGAAGGAUCCUCUCGGCUGCGUGUUGGUGAUCGGCACUUUUAAUUUCCCCUUUCAGCUGACCUUAGGCCCCGUCAUUGGUGCAAUUGCGGCUGGGAAUACUGUGGUAAUUAAGCCAUCUGAAAACGCUCCUGCUAGCGCUGUCAUUAUACAGAAGAUUUGCGAGACGUCUCUGGACGCUUCUUGCUAUUCCGUUGUCCAGGGCAGUAUACCUGAGACCCAGGCUCUCUUGGCUGAGCGCUGGGACAAAAUUUUCUUUACAGGUGGUGCUAAUGUUGGUCGCAUUAUCGCUAAGGCAGCAGCGCCUCAUUUAACCCCUGUGGUUCUGGAGCUAGGCGUUGCGCGUCGUAUGCUCUGGGGAAAGACCGUGAACGCCGGCCAACUUUGCACCUCACAGAAUUACCUCCUUAUCGAGAAAACACUCGUGCCUCGAGUGGUUGAGGAGUUCAAGAAGGCUUAUAAGGCCUUCUAUCCUAAUGGCGCUAAAAAAUCUCCAGACUACUCGCGCAUUAUCAACAAAGGCCAUUUCCAACGUCUCAAGUCUAUGCUUGACAAUAGCAAAGGCAAGAUUCUGCUUGGGGGUGCGUUAGACGAGGAAGAGCUCUUUAUUGAGCCUACAGUUAUCCAGGUGUAUUCUGUCGAAGAUUCCCUUUGCGCAGAGGAGAGCUUCGGGCCUUUUAUUCCGAUCCUAUCUGUCGAGAACCUAGACGAGGCUAUUAGCCUCGCCAAUAUGGUGCAGAGUACACCACUUGGUCUCUACCCCUUUGGCUCUAGGGCCGAUGUUGCGAAAAUUAUUUCCUCCACUCGAUCGGGGGGCGUCUCCUGCAAUGAUGCUGCCUUACAUAUACCUACUCUACCCUUUGGUGGUGUCGGCGAAAGCGGCCACGGCGCUUACCGUGGCCGUGCUAGUUUCGAUGUCUGGGUGCACCGACGGCCUAUAACAAGCAGUCCUGGCUGGCUCGAGUCUAUACUUGCUAUUCGCUACCCACCAUAUGCUGGUAAACUAAGCAAAGUCAAGGCUUCCAACAACCUAGUCCCAGACUUUGACCGCAGCGGCCAAAAGCUGAAGCUCGGUUGGCUACGCUAUAUUUUAACUUUGGGUGGUGGGAGCGGGAAGUCUGGUGCCGGGCGUGCCCUUAUUGUUGCUGCGAGUAAGUAG